AUGUUGAGCAAGGAAGUUGCAGAAAAGACCCAUGAGUUGAGAAAAUUGUCGGGAGAAGAGCUCCAAGGACUUGAUAUGAAUGAAUUGAUGAAAUUGGAGAAGUUGCUGGAAGGAAAAUUAAACCGUGUCCUGAAAACAAAGGUUUUGUGGAUCUCUAACGCAUUUAAAAUUUUUCAGGGUGAUAAAAUUCUGAAAGAGAUUGAUGCUCUCAAGAACAAGGAAGCCCAAUUGAUGGAAGAGAAUGCUCGGUUGAGACAAGAAGUUAGAGUUUCAGUAUUGUGGACAUAUCUCAUGGUGAAACAAAUGCUCUUCCACAAGGCCACUCAUCAUGGUCAAUCACCAACUACUGUGUCUCAGUUCAUCCUCCUCAGGGCUGCAAUAGCUUUGACACUUCCCUCAAGUUGGGCCUACCUUUCCCCAACUGAACAGCAAGGUUCGGAGGCGUUUAUCGGUAAGGAAUGA
Messenger RNA from Ilex paraguariensis (yerba mate), 462 nucleotides. Lineage: Eukaryota; Viridiplantae; Streptophyta; Magnoliopsida; Aquifoliales; Aquifoliaceae. The record is from the annotation of a GenBank genome assembly.